AUGGUUGGUCUUGAUGGGACUGGUAAAACAAUAAUUCUUUAUAGACUUAAAUUAGAAGAAACUAUAAUAUCAAUUUCAACAAUUGAUUUUAAUGCUGAAACAAUAAACUAUAAAAAUAUUAGUUUUACUAUUUGGGAUGUUGGGGGAGUACCUUUACUUAAUUUUGCUAAUAAACAAGACAUACCUAAUGUAAUGAAUACCACUGAAAUAACAGAAAAAUUAGGUCUUCAUUCGUUGAAUAAUCGUAAUUGGUAUAUUCAAACAACAUGUGCCACAAGUGGUGAUGGGCUUCAUUAA
This is a messenger RNA of Adineta steineri, 297 nucleotides long. The record is from the annotation of a GenBank genome assembly. NCBI's taxonomy places the organism in Eukaryota, Metazoa, Rotifera, Eurotatoria, Adinetida, Adinetidae.